Sebastes umbrosus (honeycomb rockfish) is the source of this 4289-nucleotide messenger RNA. RefSeq names its product calcium binding and coiled-coil domain 1a (gene calcoco1a). The coding region runs from base 289 to 2265 and encodes 658 amino acids. NCBI's taxonomy places the organism in Eukaryota, Metazoa, Chordata, Actinopteri, Perciformes, Sebastidae. The record is from RefSeq and is a predicted model, not a curated record. The transcript has 15 exons.
UUUCCUCGACGUGGUGAACAACAGCUCCCAUAAUUCCCUGCAGUGGAAGUGAAGCUGUCAUGCUUGUGUUUUGCUUUGUGUUUUUUUUUUGUGUUAUUGUUUCGUGUUAGUGGAGCAACUGAGCAACCGAGGAGCAACGCGCGUCUGUGUCGCUCAUGUUUUUGUUGUUUUUUCUCACGCAUUGUGACUCCUUGUAUCUUGAUAGAAAGACGGCUCGUUCUAGACUGUUAACAGAGAAGUGAGGGCGAUAAAAAGGUGCACAAUAGCCUGCCUUUCUUUUGUGUUGCCAUGGAAAAGGCUUGCAGUGUGGAGUUCAGAAACGUGGGCUGCAGUUACUUCCCUCAGAGCAGAGUCGAUUGCCACUACACACUGAGCCCAGAGCACAACUGGGCCAGCAAUGACUGGAUAGGGCUCUUUAAGGUUGGAUGGACGUCAGUGAAGGACUACCACACAUUUGUUUGGGCAAUGGCCCCGCCUGACUAUCAAGAGGGCACCGAUGUCAACUGCUGUGUGCACUUCCAGGCCUCCUACCUGCCGAAGCCCAGCUCCUAUGACUAUGAGUUUGUAUAUAUCGAUGCUAAGGGGGAAGUGUUCUCCCGCAGCUCCACAUUCAUUUUCUGCGCUCCGAAGCCACUUGAGGAACUGGUGACCCUUGAGGAGGAGCCCCAUGGAGAGGAAGGAGCCACAGACAUGUUGCUGGUAGUGCCCAGGGCUGAACUGCUGCAGAGUCGACUGCAGGAAUGUCUGCGAGAGCGUGCCGAGCUGCUGCAGACGCAGGAGGCGGCGAACAGGUACAGGGAGAAAGAGAAGGAGGAGUACAAGAGGGCGAGGGAGGCCUGGGACCGACGACGCAGAGGGCUGGAGAGUGAUAUCGCCAGGCUGCAGGAAGAGCUGAAGCAGAGUCAAGAGAAGAUGGAGGAGAUGGAGAUGGAUCAGAAGGAGGAGCAGGCUUUUGGAGAAUCACUAGCCCAGGAGAAAAGUGCUUUAUUGGAUGCAAGGGAGGCGAGCAAAGUGCGAAUCAAAGAGCUGGAGGAGGACAUCAAAACCCUGACUCAGAGGACUGUUGAAAGAGAGACCGAGUUGGAAAGCCAAAUCUGUGUGUGCAGGAUGAAGGAAAGAGCAAAGAGGGCAGGAGCUCAGAGAAAAGACGAGGAUAGCGAGAGAAAGAGCCUGCAGACCAAGCUAGAACAGACAGAAGGUGAACUGCGAAGUCUGUCUAAGGAGUUCCAGGGCCUGAGGAAUUCGCUGGCCCAGAGAGACACAAGCGUCCUGCAGCUCCAAAACAGCAUCACCACCCUCACCCAGAAACUCACCACUGCCCACAGGAAAGAGGCGGAGAACGAGGCCACGCUGAAGGAGAUGCGGAGCCUGCGGGAGCGCCUGAACAUGAGUGAGCGUGCCGCAGAGGGCUUGAAAAGUGACCUAAGUGGCAUGGUGGCCCAGAGGGAUCACGGGCAGGCCGAACUGCAUCAGGCUCGUCUGCAGGCAGCCCAACUCACCCUUCAGCUCGCAGAUUCCAGUCUGGCCAUGAGAGAGGGACGAGCCCGCUGGGCCCAGGAGAGGCAGAAUCUGCAACGCAGCGCUGAGAAGGACCACGAGCGUCUGGAGAGAGUCAACGCAGAGAUGCAGAGGAUGGAGGAGAGGCUGCAGGAGGAGACGAUGGAGAGAGUGAAGCUUGAGGUUGAGCUUGGGAGAGAAAAGGAUUGCAACCGGGUCCAGCUGAGUGAAACCCGCAGGGAGCUCCAGGAGCUGAAGGCCAUGCUGAGGGUUGGCCAGAAAGAGAAGGAGCAGCUACUCGCAGAGAAACAGGAGUUGAUGGAGUACAUCUGUCAGCUGGAGCAGAAGAUGGGAACAGUGGCCAGUGCCAAGUGGAGCGCUGCCCCGAUUGCCUCUACAGGGCGGCCUGGCAGCGCGUUAUCUGACUCAGAGGACGAGAACCCAGAGGCUUUGCAGCCCCUCCGUCCACCAAGACCUCUGGGACACUACAGCCUGUGUGAGCAGGGCCAGCCCGACUCCUUGCUCCUUGCCACCCCUCCUCCCUCCCCCAGGGAGGUGGAGAGGAGCGCAGUGGUCAUCAACCAGCCGGCCCCGCUCUCCUCGCCACACCAGGCCGACCCUGACACUCUGGCACACAGCUCUGAUUCGGAGGAGGAAUCUGAUACACUUCAGUGUGGAAGGCACAGUUCUGGAGAGGAAACAGCACUUUUGCUGCCUGAGCACGCGGACGCUGUUCUCAGUGAUCUGGCCGACACCUCGCUAUGGUAACCGGUGGACAUCCAGCCGAUCAAAAAAAAAGAGAAGAAGGGGAACUUUCUUGGAGUCAAUGUGGCUCCACAUUACUUCCACUAACAAGCACAUAUACAGCUCACUCACUACACAGACAAAAAUGGUAAUAUGCAAUUUACAUUAAUAUUUCCAGUGAACUUUGUUUUCCCCCUCUUUGACUGUUGUGUUAUCGUUGCUGUUUCGUUGUUAGGAAUGACAUAAUGCUUGUGGUGACAGGUCAGCACCGUGUUUAUGACUGACAUAAGACUGUUUGAAACUCUCUCUCACUCGUUUGGACAUGGCGCUCCGGCGUUUGGAGAGUUUUGCAGGCUGUAGCAGAAUGAUUUCCGUUGAAUCAUUGCAACGUCGAGAGCUUUACGACGGAUGUUAUGUCGUUUUUAUGACAUUUGUGAUUAGGAGUCAUGACAGGCACUGUAAUUAUGAUGUUUUGUGCAGGCCCCGGCUCCACUGGAAAUCAUGGCAAAACUCUCCUCCAGCAUUAAAUUCUCCACAGCAGCUUUGAACGCUAUAUUCACGGCAGCAUAAAGUAAUAAUGAUACAGCAUCAUGCUAGAAUUAUAUUGCAGUAAUGUAGGUCUAUGACAUCAUAUUUCUCCUCCAUUUACUCAGAAGUAAGAUUUGAUAUGCACUUUCUUGUACGCAUUAGCAGUUGAUUGUUGUCACGCGGAUGCAGUUAAGGAGAUUUAGUGAUGCAGAGGCGCUCUGAGACGGACAAGCGUCUGAAAUAGAAAGCUUAUUGAACAGAUUGUGUUUAAAGUCUAUUAAAUAGAUGCCAGAUGCAACUUUCUACUUCAGUACCUUAAUAUCAUCAUUAUUAUAAAAUUAAUGCUUCUCACUAUAGAUCAGAAGCAGUUUUUACUUUUUAAUGAUCCCGGAUUUCAUAAAUGAAAUUUACUAGCCGGCCAUUUGGAUAUUUAAUGUUUGUUACAGUUUGUAUUGUACAGAAAUCUCACAUUCAUGCAGUUCUAAAUUUCUGCCUAAAAUAAUUUUUAAAAAAAGAGUCAAAGCAAAAUCAUCUUUAUAGAUAUACUGACACCAUGACCUGGUGUUGGUAUUUCCACACCUAGUCCUAUAUGGCAAUAUACUGCCUAAUAAAAAGUCGCUGCCUACCUUUUAAUCAAUACCGUAUGCAUUUUUCAUGAUUUUCUAUUUAUAAUUAACUUGAGUUACGCUGCAAUGAAACUAUAUUCAGGUUUAGUUUGAAAUAGAUGUUUUUCCUCACACAGCUGUCUGUGCAAUGUGUGACAUGCUUGGCUAAGAAGAUUUGCUAUAGACACUUUGAUGCUUGAUUUUAUCUGCUGUAUUUGCACCCUAUUUUUACUAUAGAAGAGUUUUUAGAUGAAAAGUUGAUAUAUGGAUACUUAAUAAUAUGUCCUUUUAUCAUUAUCUUAAUCAUUACCAUGGUGUGCUGUGUUUACGUAUAUAUUUUAUCUACACUUUUUUUUUGUUUUUACCUUCUGCUUUCAGAUACUUUGACUCUAUUAAGAUUUGAUAUAAGAGUUAUAUUGUUGCAAGAUAUCGGUGCUAAUGAAAGGGAAUGAUAGCAGUAUGUUGAGUUUAAGGUGAAAGAUGAUUGAUUUAAGUGUUUAAACAGAAGGAACAGGGUCAUGAAACCUCUCAUUUACCUUGUGUCACUGGGUCUUCUGGUGUUGCAGUUCACGUUGAGUCUCUUUGUAUAGAAGUGGGAAUGUUUUUGAGGAGCUAUUCUUUUUCCAGUACACUACAUGUAUUCUCCAUAGUCCUUGUUUGUGGUUGUAAUCUGACUUUAUGUCUUCGGGAAGUUGUGUUUUUUUUUGUUGUUCCACUGAGAGCUCCAGUACGAGUGCUCCUCGUUGGGAACACCGUCUCCGGUUGCAAUAAAGCUCCAGUGGUUAUGGUUUGUUUUGAAGUUUUGUGUGUGAAGGUUAUCCCACAUGUACGCCGCCGUGUAUUUUCUCAUCAGUCAUGUAACAGGGUUUGGGCGGGGUUCUGCAUAAUAAAAUGGUUUAUGUAUCCAUUAUUGGA